GUCUGGCUUUGUUUAGCUUUUUUCCUGACAUUAACUGGUAACUUUUCUGGAUUCUUUCCCUCUAAGCAAAACAUUCCAGAAACCCUGUGAGUUCUUGGCAUCUGAUAUAGCCUCAACACUCUGCCUCUCUCUCUCGCUCUCUUUCUGUAUCUUUCUUCCUCCCUCACUUUCCUCCAUUCUCUCUCAAUGUCUCUCUCUCUCAUUUUCUCUCUCGUUCACACGCAAAUAUCUACUUGAAACAGCAAAUAAAACUGGUAUGACGCACCUAAUGUUUCCUUCAUCUUUUUCAUCUGGGAUUCUUUAGAAAGAAUACCACCACACCACCAAGGCAUAAAAGCAGCCACAAAAACCAAGAGCAGCAAAAUUGCAGUUCUCUCUUUAUGUCUGGCACAUGGACACUCUUUUCGUCGGCAUUAUGACAAAGUUCAUUGUUGUUGCGUUCUUGUUACUCCACACAUCGGCUUCCUCUUCGUCCUCCUCUUCCUCUUCUCCUAGAGCAGCAGGCAUGUUGAAACAACUGUUUCAAUACAUAGAUGACCACCAAAAUCAGUUUGUUCAGAGGCUGAGGGAGUGGGUUACUGUUCAGAGUAACUCAGGAGAUCACACAAAAUGGGGAGAAGUUGAAAGGAUCCUGAACAUGACAGCAGUGAGGAUCCAAGAGAUGGGAGGCACAGUGGACUUUGCAGAUAUAGGCACUCAACAGCUGCCCAGUGGGGAGACUGUGCCACUUCCACCGGUGAUACUGGCUGAGUUUGAGAGGGACCCAAAGAAAGCUACUCUCUGUAUCUACGGCCAUGUGGAUGUCCAGCCAGCCAAGAUGGCGGAUGGCUGGACCACUGACCCCUUCAAUCUAACAGAAAUCAAAGGUAACCUGUAUGGGCGAGGGGCCACGGACAACAAAGGGCCGGUCCUGGCCUGGCUUCAUGCUGUGGAGUCCUACCAGGCCACAGAGAAGGAGAUACCAGUGAAUAUAAAACUCAUCAUUGAGGGUCUGGAGGAGGUGGGCUCAUACGGUCUGUUGGAGUUGACCAGGAAGAGAAACGACAGCUUCUUUGCAGAUGUGGACUUCAUAGUGAUCUCUGACAACGUGUGGGCGACCAGAAACCCAGCCCUGACCUAUGGAACCAGAGGGAGCAGCUAUUUCUUUGUGGAGGUUGAUGGCCCUAAACUGGACUUCCAUUCUGGAGUGUAUGGGGGUUCUAUCCAGGAGCCCAUGUCAGAUCUGAUAGCCUUACUGGGAAGUCUGUUGGACCACACAGGUAAGAUCCUGGUUCCUGGGGUCACUGAUGAUGUCGCUCCCCUCACUGAGGAUGAGAGGAAGCUCUAUGACAACAUCAGCUUUGACCUGGAGGAGAUGAAGAGUGUGGCUGGGGUCAAACACUUCCUACAGGACACUAAGGAGGAAGUCCUCAUGGCUCGAUGGCGUAACCCAUCCUUGUCCAUCCACGGGAUCCAGGGGGCCUUCUCAGAACCAGGCACCAAAACUGUCAUCCCCAAACAGGUCACAGGGAAGUUCUCCAUCCGACAGGUCCCCAACAUGGACCCUCCAGAUGUGGAGAGGAAGGUGAAGGAGCACCUUCUGCAGGUCUUCUCCACUCUAAAAAGCCCUAACAGGCUGAGGGUGACCGCAACUGUUGGGGCUAAACCAUGGGUGGCUAACCUGAAGGACCCACAGUACGUUGCCGGACAAAGGGCAGUCAGAGAGGUGUUUGGAGUGGAACCAGAGCUGAUCCGUGAGGGCUCCACCAUCCCCAUCGCUCAGAACUUCCAAGAGGAGACAGGCAAGAGUGUGAUGAUGCUGCCUAUAGGAGGCCAUGAUGAUGGAGAGCACUCUCAGAACGAGAAGAUCAGCAGGUACAACUACAUUGAGGGGACGAAGCUGUUUGCUGCUUAUAUGUAUGAGCUUUCACUAGUAAAGUAGGUGCAGGAUAUAUUUCCAUCCAAGCUGUGACCAUGAUAAAUAUGCUGUAGGUGACAGCAUUGUGCUACUUGAGUGCCCGGGUUUCCGUCAAUAAUGUCUGAUUCCAUGCUGUGACUCCACUCUCCCAGGGUGUCUCAGGGGGAGUGGGAUAUGCAAACAACACAUGUCCAUUUCACUACACAAUGGAUAGGUUACACAGUUGUACUUGUGUGUAACAGGAAAUAUAUAACCAACACAUGUCCAUUUCACUACACAAUGGAUAGGUUACACAGUUGUACUUGUGUGUAACAGGACAAAUAUAACCAUUCGACCUUUGAACAGGUAUUAUUACAUAGCCUGAAUGAGGGUUAUUGCAUAAGUACAACCUUUUAGCCCCCUCUAGAAUAACUAUUUCUACUAUUUGUAUUUUUUGCAUGUAUUCUACUGUGGAUGAACUAAUAAAGGGGGCAAAGACAAAUGGUG
Molecule: messenger RNA, 2383 nt
Organism: Oncorhynchus kisutch (coho salmon)
Lineage: Eukaryota; Metazoa; Chordata; Actinopteri; Salmoniformes; Salmonidae
Product: beta-Ala-His dipeptidase
Exons: 12
Coding region: 392-1921 (509 amino acids)
Biological process (GO): proteolysis
Cellular component (GO): cytosol
Molecular function (GO): dipeptidase activity
Source: RefSeq, a predicted model, not a curated record